AAUAUAGGCGUACAAUAGUUUCUAUGGCCAUGUUUUGUAUAAAUGUAUAUUUGCCUUUUGCUGCCUGGGUAUUUUUGUGGGCUAAGGUUGUAGGCCCUUGUGUUCAGAUUACACUUGUUGUGUGAAAAAGCCGUACCGGAAGCUCUGUGCUGGAGAGAGAGAGAGGAACACAUUGAGGUUCUAGAAAUCUUCAGGAGGGGAUGUGUAAAUAAACACACCAGAUGAGAUAACAGUAAACAACUAACAGAUUUCAGAUAAUAGUACAUUUAACCAACUAUAGAUUAACGUUAGACAAUAACAGCAGAACUGUUGUAUGCCAGGCAAUGAAAACUAAAGUUACACUGAAAAGAAAAAGGAUCCUGGACUUGAGAACUCACCGGACUGAGAGUAGCCAUUAAAAUCUGUAGGCUAAAUAUGAAUCCUGUUGAUCGUGGUUCGUCCGUGGCUGGGCUUGUCUCUCUCGCCGAUUCUCCCUCACGUUAAGCGGCUGGAAAAAUGAGCGCCGCCGGGCUCUCUGGAGCAGGGCUUUCCCAAAGACCUUGAUAUGAACUCUCUGAUGCUCCGCUGGCUCUGCCUGCUUAGCCUGAGCCUUUCUCUGUUGUUUUGGUUUGGAUAUGUGAUGAGACGGGUCGGUCCAGCCACUGCUGUGCAAAGCACCGGGCUCAGGGGCUACAUGAAGAUCACCCCCGGCAGGAUGGACCAGGUCCUGAACAUGCACUGCAGCCAGUGUGCCUUAGUCUCCAGCUCAGGUCAGAUGCUUGGAGCUGGCGUUGGAGAAGAGAUAGACAAGACCGAGUGCGUGAUCCGGAUGAACAAUGCACCCACGCUGGGGUAUGAGAAAGAUGUAGGGAACCGCACCAGUGUUCGGGUUGUGUCUCACACCAGUGUUCCCCUGUUGGUGAAAAACGAGCUCUACUAUUUCCAGCAGUCAGCCGAAACUACGUAUGUGUUCUGGGGUCCUGAGAGGAACAUGAGGCAAGAUGGGAAAGGACGCAUCUUCAAUACUCUGCUGAAAAUAGCAAGGAAGUACCCUAACGUCAGAAUCUACGCUGUGACUAGAGAGAAGAUCCAGUACUGUGACAAGGUUUUUCAGAAUGAAACUGGAAAAAACAGAAUGAAGACGGGGGCGUUUCUCAGUACUGGUUUCUUCACAAUGAUUUUGGCAAUAGACAUGUGUGACAGCAUUCAUGUUUAUGGAAUGAUCGAUGAUAACUACUGCAGCCGACCCAAUCACAAUGUUGUUCCUUACCAUUACUAUGAGGGGAACCGAAUUGAUGAGUGCAGGAUGUACAGGGUCCACGAGCACACGAAGCGUGGGGGCCAUCGCUUCAUCACUGAGAAGGCCAUCUAUGCCAGAUGGGCCACACAGCACAGGAUGGACUUUAAACACCCGUCUUGGAGCUUCUAAAGAAGGAAAUAUUAAACUGCUGUACAGCGGGAGUCACUUUUAUGACUGGUUGGCUUUUGAUCCUUUUGCUGAAGAUUUGAGUGUUGCCUGACCAGGAAAUGUAUCAAGUGGAAACCAGCUUUCAUUUGACUUUUCUAUUUUUAUUUUUUUUUUACCAACUCAACAGUUUUCAAGUAGAAAAGGCUCCCAUUUGAUACCAGCCCACAGUGGAUGAAAUUAUCUACAACCAUAAAUAUAAAAUCAGUUUUGUAUCUAUGCUUAAUAUAGCCAAGUUUACCAGCAUUUAACUGGUAACAGGUGGUGAAGGACCACCCUCAAAUAUAACUGAAUACAUCUGUUAUGUAUAGCCACAUGUCAGUAUAGAUGCUAAUUAAGAAUAGUAAGCCACCAAACGGAAGCUUUUUUAAUGUAGUUAUACAUGUGCCUUGACUUUCAGUCUUAUUCUGCACACUGUUUUAUUUUAGGGUGCAGUCUGGCCUGCAGCUACUGUAUGCACCUUUACUCUUUGAAAUAAGAAGUAUAUUGUGUGUAUGUGUGUAUAUAUAUAUAUGAAAAUAGUUUACAAAAAUGUACAUCAGUUUUCAAGUUUUCAGUCAGUUCAAGUUCACUGAUCUCAAUUACUUUGUUCAACCAUUUUCAGCAGUUAAUGGUCAUACUGCAGACAACAACAAAUGAAUUCAACUUCAUUCAACUUCAGGCUAAUACUUUAUUCUUUAUAAACUACUUAUUGUUAUUUUUGAAAAGUUGAAUAUUACUUACCCUGACUGCAACCAGUUACAGUGUUUAAAGGCUUGAAGUAGUAACUGUAGUAGUAAGCACUUCAUUGAACCAAAAUGGUCUAUGUGAGAGUGCCAUUUAACCCAAAGAGUGAUUAUGCAGUUUACAGUCGUGCUACAUCAGUGGUUAAACAGGGGUGAUGGAGAACGGUUACAUGUAUCUAUGAUGUCAUGUGUAUACCAACCACAGAGCAGACAGUAUUAAAAUGUAACUGCAGAUCUACUGUCCUUGUACUUGUAGUUUACAGCAGUCCUCUGAUAUACAGCUUGCAGGUUUAAUGCAGAUCAGUGGCCAAAAACACAGUAUUAAAUACAGUGAGAAUGAUCUUCGGGGUUAAUGUGUAUUGUUUGUAUUUCACUGGAGGGAUAUGGAGAGCUGCUUCCACUAUGUGGCGCCCUAAACCUGUGAAAGAAAUCAACAGAAAGUUGUGGUCGAAGGCUAAGAAUAGGAUCCUUGGUAUUUUGUUUUAACUUUUAAUGUAAUAAGCCCAAUAUCAUACACAUUAAAGUUGUUACUUGUCUUCAGACAUGUAGUUUAAAAUAGUUUACCCUUUAAAUUUUGCUGCCUGUUUACAAUGAAAAACAUAGCGUUGCCUUUUCAGUUACACAAUGCUUAUUUUGUGACUAAUUCCAAAGACUACUAAUAGUAUUUGCACUACUGAGCAAACUACUGUGUCAAAGUAUUUUACUGGAUAUUUCAGACAUGGAUUGUUUGAAUUAAAACAUAUUAUUCAUGACUUUGGGGUAACCAUAAAUAGUGGACUAUGUGGUGAAAUGUGCAAAGUAAAAUCUUGUAUGUAAACUUGACCAAUUGGUCAACAUGAAUAAAUAUGCUGUCAAAUACA
Messenger RNA from Micropterus dolomieu (smallmouth bass), 3029 nucleotides. It is a transcript of the gene st6galnac4, whose product is annotated as ST6 (alpha-N-acetyl-neuraminyl-2,3-beta-galactosyl-1,3)-N-acetylgalactosaminide alpha-2,6-sialyltransferase 4. Bases 545 to 1408 code for a protein of 287 amino acids. The transcript has 5 exons. The record is from RefSeq and is a predicted model, not a curated record. NCBI's taxonomy places the organism in Eukaryota, Metazoa, Chordata, Actinopteri, Centrarchiformes, Centrarchidae. Gene Ontology annotation, molecular function: alpha-N-acetylgalactosaminide alpha-2,6-sialyltransferase activity. Gene Ontology annotation, biological process: oligosaccharide metabolic process; ganglioside biosynthetic process.